AUGUAUCACUCAAGGAUAGAUAAAAUCAAGCCUCCUCUUGACCCAAGUUUCUAUAAACUUGCCGACGACGAAGCUGCCUUUUUCAAAGCGAUGACGGGUAUCCAAGACGCAGAAGACCUAAAGCGGCAUAUUCUGAGCGUGCAAGCGAAGGCCUACGAUAUCUUUGGUUAUCCGUGUAUUCGAAGAUGCGCCUUUCUGAAUCUCAAGAUAUCCCGAUUACCGGCAUACAAGCAAGUACUCAAGUUGGGUCAGGAGAGACGGGGGGCUAUCCUCCUAGAUAUGGGUUGCUGCUUUGGAAAUGAUGUGCGAAAGGCCGUCGCCGAUGGCUGGCCAAUGCAGAAUGCCCUCGCAUCCGACCUCCGUCAGGGAUUUUGGGAUGCCGGGCAUGAGCUUUUCAAGACUACUCCCGAAGCGUUCCCUCUGAAGUUCGUUCCCGGAGAUUUGUUCGAUCCAGCACACCUUGCCCCACGCGAGCCCUUCUACGAGCCUCCUUCCACGGCGGUGCCGGACAUUCAGUCAUUGACAUCCCUGACGCCCUUGCAGGGACACAUUUCUGUCAUCCAUGUUUCGGCAUUUUUCCAUUUAUUCGGCGAGGACCAACAACAACAGGCAUGCAAAGCCAUCGCUUCCUUGCUCUCUCCAGAGCCUGGCUCUACUAUAUUCGGUUCUCAUAUCGCGCUACCUAACAAGGGAUUCAGACAACGUCCUGAUACGAGUAGCGAAACUCAGAUGUUUUGUCAUGAUUCUAACAGCUGGAAAGAACUCUGGGGUCAAAUAUUCGAGAAGGGCAGUGUUGAUGUGGAAGCGCAGGUCGUAGAAGUUAACAGAGAUGAUAAUAACAAGGACGCUGAUAGCCGAGUCCACAUGUUGAUAUGGUCAUCUCUUCUUGUUUGUGACCUCGAUUCAUUGAUCCUUUGCUCUGCAGCGAGUUCAUAUUUCUACCUACCAGUCGAUGAGGACGAAGACCUCGAGUCGACAGACGAUAAAUCACUCAUCCAAGCAUCUUCCUCCAAAUCCAACCGACGCGCUCCCCCACAUCCCAAAACAGAGACCAAGGCCCCCCAUCAAGACCCAAUAAUCGCGGACAUACUUAGCAGUGAUGAUCUUUACAGAGUCUUGGGUGUAGAGCGAACGGCGAAGCUAGACACGGUGUCGCUUCGGCGUGCAUAUUUGCGCCGAAGUAGAGCAUGUCAUCCAGAGUGCGUAUUUCUUCCUGUUCUUUGCAACAGAUCCUCCAACACUCGGUCUAGUAAAUCCUCAGACGAUCCCGAGGCCACAUCCGCAUUCCAGAAAGUGUCGGUUGCGUACGAGAUUCUCAGCAACCCUACUUCACGGCGGGUUUAUGAUAGACGGCCCGCGUCGACGCCAUAUAAUGUGUUUGCUGCCAGUGCGACGAACCACGCAGAGGAGACAUUUAGGGGUGUCAUCCUGGGUAUUUUCAACGAGUUUCUAGAUGGGGACCUUGAGGUCAUUCGCACCUUGCUGAAGACUAUCAACGACAUAAAUCCCUCCCUCAGACUCGGGGACGAGGGCAUUAAUUCGGUAAUAUCGACUUUACAGGGCAUCCGUGAACGCGCAUUAAGUGAAAUUGCUUGCCGGGCUUGUAUAUACGCGCUUCACGCGGAAAUAUCUCGACUCAUUGAGGUACAACAUGCCUUCCGGCAACUGUCGUAUUUCGACCUGAUGGGCCGCUCGCGGCUCACGAUACAGCUGACGCGUAUAACGCUCAGUCUGCCCAUUGCACUGGAGCGAGCCAUGGGAGAUCAAACGCAGCGCAACGUCGAAGGCGGCGAGGAGCGGUCAGAGAUGCUGCCUCGACAACUUGGGUUAAUAUUACGGGGCAUGGAUGGCGCACUAGAGCGCAUGGAACGUGUACUAACUUAG
Messenger RNA from Pleurotus ostreatus (oyster mushroom), 1884 nucleotides. RefSeq lists its product as uncharacterized. The transcript has 8 exons. Bases 1 to 1884 code for a protein of 627 amino acids. Lineage: Eukaryota; Fungi; Basidiomycota; Agaricomycetes; Agaricales; Pleurotaceae. The record is from RefSeq and is a predicted model, not a curated record.